Messenger RNA from Artibeus jamaicensis (Jamaican fruit-eating bat), 3690 nucleotides. RefSeq names its product cytochrome c oxidase subunit 6B1-like. NCBI's taxonomy places the organism in Eukaryota, Metazoa, Chordata, Mammalia, Chiroptera, Phyllostomidae. The record is from RefSeq and is a predicted model, not a curated record. Gene Ontology annotation, cellular component: mitochondrial inner membrane; mitochondrion; respiratory chain complex IV. The transcript is spliced from 2 exons. Bases 199 to 417 code for a protein of 72 amino acids.
GCCGCGGAGCUUGGCUUUGAGCGCGCGGGCGCCGACGCCGAAGCUCCGCGGAGUGAGAGCGGCUGGAGCGGCGAGGAGGGGCGCGUGUCGCGCGUGAGAACUCGCGCAGGCGACCCGGCGGGAGGAGGACGAGGCGCCGGGAGCAGGUUUGGACAUUGAACUGGGAGUGACUUGCGGGCAUCUUUAGGAGUCAGCAACAUGACAGAAGACAUCAAGACCAAAAUGAAAAACCACAAGAUUGCCCCUUUGGACAGUCACUUCCCCAAUCAGAACCAGGGCAGGAACUGCUGGCAGAACUACCUGGAUUUCCACCCUUGUGAGAAGGCAAUGACCGCUAAAGGGGGUGAUGUCUCCAUGUGCGAAUGGUACCAGCGUGUAUACAAGUCCCUUUGCCCCAUAUCCUGGGUGUCCACCUGAGAUGACCACCAGGCAGAAGGCACAUUUUCUGGGAAUAUCUGAACUGGCCACACCCCACCUGUCCUCUGUCUUCCAUCCUUCUUCCAGGGAGGUGAAGGGGGACCUGGAUAUGUCUGACUCUAAGAUCUUGAAUCAUGGCUUAAUUAAUUAAAAAAAAUUGUUAGAAAAGUGUAAAAAAUUGUUACAGGUUUGAUCUAAUAGAUGAGAAUUUGGCUUACAGAUUUACUUCUGUGAUUUUGUUAUAUUCUUAUAAGUCCCUUUUACUUAAUCUUGUUUUUAAACCAAUGACUAGUUAAUUUUAGUACUUGUAUAUCAAUGAGAAUUAUGUUUGGCUGCACAUAACAGAAAAUGUUCAAGUAACAUUAGCACUAAGCAAAUAGAGCAUUUAUCCUUAUUCUGUACAAGUUCGAGUACAAACAGGACUGGGCUGAUAGGUGUCUCACUCCAAAUCUGCAGAGAUCAGUUUUCUUCAGCUUCACUUCCCCUCUCCCAGGUUGUGCCACUGCCUUUGUGGUCUGAGAAGGAGGAGAGACUUGAACUCCAAGCAGCAGCAUGAAAGGAAGAAAUGAAGAAAGGGUGAUGGGCACCUACCUACUGUCUUUCUGGAAGUUCCUCAGCAGCCCAUGUGCAACACUUUGGCUUACAUACUGUUGAGCCAACUCAAUCAUACUUAGCUGCAAGGGAGGCUGACAUACAGUAUUUAUUUUAGGAGCCACGUGCCCAGCUAAACAUUCUACUGGGAAGGAAGAAGAGAAGAAAUGAAUUUGAGGAGACAAAAAGAAGGGUAGGCCAUAUCUGAGUUUUAAAUGAUAUAUAAAUACAGUGUCUGCCCUUGUCCAUGUGGGGAUAUGAACCAAGGCCCCUUAGUGGAUGCCUGAAAUCUCACAUGGCACUGAACCCUCUAUAAAAUGUUUUUUCUUAAACAUCCAUACCUAUGAUGAAGUUUAAUUUAUAAAUUAGGCACAGUAAGAGAUUAAUAACAGCUAAAAUAAUAUAAUAAUAAUUAUAACAACACUCUCCAGCAAUUUUAAUACAUUUUAGUCCACACCUGUUCCUGAGCCGGUGCACCACCCCUUGCCUGCGGUGAACCGCUCUCUGUCGCCCGCCCUCCAGGCUCAGGGCUUUCUGGUGCAGCACGCACAGUCAGCAGGACGCGUUUUUGUUUGCCUUCCACCCACAAACGUAAUACCUUUUCCAACUUAACUAAGCACUUAUCAUGCACUGCGGCCCCCAGUUUUGCAGUUUGAGGUGAGCCAGCAAAACUAGCAUGAAUUUAUUUUUUCUUCUUCACAAUUUCACAGAAGAUCCAUUCUUACUGUAGAUCUUAGCAAUAUCAACAUACUUUUUUCCUUUUUUUUAAAUUAAGUUGAGAACUUUCACCUUUUCACUCGAAGAAAGCACUUAUGGCUUCUCUUUGGCACGUCUGAGCUGCCAGGAUCGCCACUCUUGCACUUGGGGGCCAUUAGUAAGUAAAACAAGGUGACUUGACGACAAGCACUGUGAUGCCUCGUAGUUGAUCUCACCACCCAGAUGGCUACCAAGCGACUCCCGGGUGGGGAGCAUCCACCGUGUAAAGACGCUGCACAAAGAGAUGAUUCCUGUCUAGACGGGAAGGACUGGGACUGUGCAAGAUUUCAUUAUGCUCCUCAGAAUGACUUGCAACUGAAAAGCUACGAACUGUUUACUUCUGGAAUUUUCCAUUUAUUUUUUCAGACUGUGGUUGAUCACAGGUAACUGAAACUAUGAAAAGCAAAAUGAGGGAGGACUAUUUUGAUGAACCUAGAUUCAUCAAAAUCUUGAUGAACCUAGAUUUCAAAUGCGUUCUUCCCAUCUCUUCAUCUGAUUUGUCGACAGAGCAUGACAUUUAGACCCAGGGGUUUUACAUCAAGCAAGUCACUAAAUUUCCAGCUUUUUUCCCUAUGUGAUCAGGUAAAAAAUGGAAAGAAAAAGAAAAGAAAACCCCAGUGCUAUCACCUUGUCCUUAGGAUGAGGCCCUUGAGAUGAGGGGAGGGGAGUGGAGGCGGAGGGUGUGAGCAGAGACUCAACAGUAACAAAGGGAGGAGUUCACCUCUCAGCCAGUCCAGGCUGGGUCCUGAAUCUCACUGGCUGGAUUUGCGCUGCCCUGUUUUUCCCUCAGCUCUCUGAGGAGUGUUCCCACCGCCUUUCAUCGGGCACCUGCAGUUCCACCCCAGGUAGCUGGAGGUCUCUGUUCCACCACGGGCCACUGUGGACACAGGCUAGCACCGGGUGUCAAUCGACACCCUUCUCCAACCAUCCAAGGGGAGGUAAUAGUCAAAGGCCACACAACAGUCUCUGCAAGGGGCAGAGUGCAGACGCUGCCUGCUUGAGACCCCCAUCUGCCCUCCAUAAACCUGCUCUGGUGUAUUACCAGCUGUGUCACCUCAGCCAGCAGGCCAGAUGUCAAGCCCUUUACUUACCUAUUCUCUCUUUUACUCUCAUUCCCGUGUUCCUCUGUGCGUCUUCCUUCCCAGUCCUAUCUUUUUACCUUCCAUUAUUUUUUUUCUCCUUCACAGUCCCUUCUAGUGUCCUCAGAAACCCUGGUUCUUCCCAGGGCUUUGUCCUGUUUUUAUUCUUCACUGUAAACCAGCUUCCCCGCCACAGGGCCAGCCUUCCCUCUGCCUCCCUCAGCUGAGGGUGCUCUGCUCCUGGCCCAGCAUCCCUCACUGCCCCUCCCAGCACGCUCCUUCCUCUCUCCCUGCCACUGGCAAGAGCUCCCUGACUUUGGGAAAGAACACCCUUGUCUUUGCUGUUCUAGCCCUUUCCUUUCUUUCAUCACCACCUGAGGACUACACAGCACCACUGCUUCACCACAGCUCUUGGCUAAUUCCUUGUUGUUGUGGUGUACACACCACAUCGUUGCUGACACCAAGGCGUUGAUGUCGUCAGUGAGCUCCAAAUCACUCCUUGAUCAUAACACGACAGCACUGUCAUUGCCCUUUGCUCAAAAUUUUCUCUUGCUCCUGUCAUACUGCAUAAUAUGGUUCUUCGCUUGUCUUUUAUGAAGAGUCUAGUCAGUAAUAGAACAACCAUGUAAAUCACGAAUGUUUAGUGAGCACUUAUUUUGUGUCAUGCGGAAUAUAAGGUGCUUUGUAUGGAUGAUUUCCCCAAUGUAUUCACUCUGUGAGGCUGGUGCAAUUACCAUCCCCACUUUACAGAGGAGGAAACCAUGGCUUGUGGGCUUACAAAGGUAAUUUAUGUGCUCAAGGUGACAGAGCUAAUAAAAAUUAGCAAGCCAUAUUUAUGGAAUUCCAA